Leptidea sinapis is the source of this 4409-nucleotide messenger RNA. RefSeq names its product regulator of nonsense transcripts 2 (gene Upf2). Lineage: Eukaryota; Metazoa; Arthropoda; Insecta; Lepidoptera; Pieridae. The coding region runs from base 88 to 3423 and encodes 1111 amino acids. Gene Ontology annotation, biological process: nuclear-transcribed mRNA catabolic process, nonsense-mediated decay. The transcript is spliced from 9 exons. The record is from RefSeq and is a predicted model, not a curated record. Gene Ontology annotation, molecular function: RNA binding; protein binding. Gene Ontology annotation, cellular component: cytoplasm; exon-exon junction complex.
GUAUUCAGAUCCUCUUUGUUCUUAUUUGUAUAUUGUUUGGAUAUCAAGAAUUCCUGCUGCAAAUUUAUAAAUUUUAAUUUUUUACCAAUGACUUCAAAUGAAACGGAAACUGAAAAUAAAAAUGAUGCUGCCUCAAGUGACACAGCAGAAAAUACUGGAGAAUGUGAACAACUGUUGCUAUCUGAAUACGUAUCAAGUUUGGAAGUCAGGUUAAAAAAGAAAACCGAUAUGAGAAAUCAAAAUUUAACCUGCGUUCGACCCCCCGACAAUUACUUUUCGAAACUUGAUUCUGGCUUAAAGAAAAACACGACAUUUGUGAAAAAACUCAAAUCGUUCAGUGCACCACAGCUGGAAGUACUAUUGAAAGAUCUAAGCUCACUCAACCUCACUAAGUAUAUCUCAGAGGUAGCCGCAGCUUUGGUGGAAGCAAAAUUAAAAAUGUCAGACAUAGCUGCUGCUCUUAUAUUGUGUUCUUCUAUCCAUUGCACUUAUGCAGAAUUUUCAACAUUUUUUUUCGAAAACUGGCAUAAAAUUCUGACAUUUAAAGCAACUGAUAAGAUUGGAAAUUCUUCGAAACUGAGAGUUGACAUCAGAUUUUAUGCUGAGCUUGUAUCAAUUGGUAUAUUUGCCAAUAAGACUGGUUUGCCAUUGUUAGGGAAUGUACUCACAGUACUCAUAAACAUGGACAAAGAAGAUCACAACAAUAUUCCCAUUUUAUUAUCAUUCUGUAAGCAUUGCGGAGAAGACUAUGCUGGCUUAAUUCCAAAAAAAAUCAAAGAAAUUGCUGAGAAAUAUAAUGUUACCAUCCCACGUAACCAAUUUCUACCAGCUGAAAAACAAGCUGCAGUGAGAGGAUUGCUAAAGGAUUACUUUUCAUCACUUUUGAAACAUCUUUUGGCUGAGAAAGGUCAAUUACAAGCCCUCCAUACUGCCAAUCAACGAACUUUACACACAAGAGGUGAACUGUCACAGGAGAGAAAAGAUCAAUUAGAACAACAUCAGGCCACCUAUGACAAACUGUUGGCUGGAGCUCAGAGUUUUGCUGAGAUUCUCGGGGAGGAACUUGGUGAGGCUGGUGAGCCUCCCACUCUGACUCUGAAUAUCAUAGAGACUCAAGGAACAGUCACCAUUGGAGGCAAUGAAGAGUUUGCAAUGCAAGCUGCAAGUGACCCCUGGCAAGAUGAAGACACUAGAACAUUCUACACAAGUCUGCCAGAUUUGAAAGUUUUUAUGCCUAAUCAGCCAAAAGAGGCAGUUAAAAGCAAACCUGAAACUGUAACAGAAGAAAUGCUCGAUGAAGAUCUGAAAGAAGAUGAUCUCAGUGACAAUGAGGAUGUUCCAGUUGUUGCUGAAGUGGAACAAGAAGAAGCACAACCAACGAACAUAUCUAACAAGUACGCUCUUGAAGCGUUUUUAAAUGAGCUACCCAAUUGUAUUAAUCGAGAACUCAUAGACAAUGCCGCUGUCGACUUCGUGCUCAACCUAAAUACGAAAAACAACAGGAGGAAGCUGACAAGGGUUCUGUUCAGUGUUGCUAGAACUAGGCUUGACUUGUUGCCGUUUUAUUCGAGGUUUGCGGCAAUACUUUAUUCGGUGUUGCCCGAUGUGUGUGUAGAUCUUUGUCAAAUGCUGAAACAAGACUUCAAAUAUCAUGUGAGAAAAAAGGAUCAAAUAAAUAUUGAAUCUAAGAUAAAAGUAGUGAGGUUCAUCGGUGAGCUAGUUAAAUUCGAGCUGUAUUCUAAAAUGGAGGCGUUGUACUGUCUGAAAGUACUUCUCCACGAUUUCAAACAUCACCAUAUAGAGAUGGCGUGCAAUCUUCUUGAAACAUGUGGAAGGUUUUUGUACUGCAACACAGAUACACACCAACGGACCAUGAUAUAUUUACAACAAAUGAUGAGAAAAAAGACUGUGUCAGCUUUAGAUUCGCGUUACGUUACACAGAUCGAAAAUGCGUUUUAUUACGUUUGUCCUCCCGAAGCCCCGGCCCAACCGAAAGAGGAGGAGCCACCCAUGCAUCAAUUCAUCAGAAAGAUCUUACAUGAGGAUUUGCAGAAGAGCAAUGAGGAAAAAAUAUUGAGGUUAAUGAGGAAAUUGAACUGGGAUGACCCGGAGAUUUCGUAUGUUGCAGUUCAGCAUUUAGCAGGAGGCUGGAGAGUGAGAGCCAGCGCGAGAAGAGCAUUAGCUAGACUGACUGCGGAGCUGUCUGCCUGGCAAGAGGCAGUAGCUCCUGCAGUAGUUGAUACUAUCAUGGAGGAAAUACGACUGACGAUGGAAGAUCCCCAUCCUAGAUACAACCAGAGACGCAUUGCCACGGCAAGAUACUUGGGUGAACUCUACAACUAUAAGCUCUUAGACUCUCGAGAUGUAUUCACUGUUCUAUACUCUUUUAUAACUUUUGGAGUUUCCAAUGACCAUAGUACGAUCUCUCCACUGGAUCCCCCGGACAAUGUUUUCCGGAUAAGGCUUGUUUGUGCUCUAUUAGAGACCUGUGGAGCCUAUUUCAACAGUGGCUCGAGUAAAAAGAGGCUCGAUUAUUUCAUUGUGUUUUUCCAAAAUUAUUACUGGUUCAAAUACUCCGAUCCAUACUGGACAGAAGAAAACCAAUUUCCGAUAUACGUAAAAUAUAUCUAUCAGGAAUGUUUGACAACACUCAGGCCGAAAUUGACACUGUGUACUAGUUGGCAGCAAUGUAAAGACGCUGUAGAGGAGCUGAGGCAGACCCUGUACCCUGAGUUAGGGGAUGAUGAGCAGGAUGAAAAUGAAGAUCAAGGCGAAGAUAGUAUUGCGGAUGGAUUGGAUACUAUUGUGGAGACCGAUGACGAGACCGACAACUUGGUUAUGCCUGAGGAGAGUUCUGAUGAAGAUCCACUCACAGAGAAUGCUGGCAAUGAUGAUAAUGAUGUACAGAAUGAGGAGAUGACUUGUGAACCACGCCGCCCCGCGCCCAAGCCUGUCGAAGAUGUGGAGUUUGAAUCUGCGUUUGAAAAGAUGGUGAUGGAGAACAUAGCGGACAGGCAGCGGGAGAACAGACCGCAGCAGAGGGACAUUGCUGUACCCAUGACGUGCCGCCAGACCACCAAGAAGACCUAUGAACAGCUGUUGCAAGGUAAAGAAGGGGUCGAGUUUGUCCUGAUGGUCCGGAAAGGAACCAAACCUCAAUACAAGUCUUUCAACGCUCCGCCAGAACUGGCCAGCAACCUGCAACAGCAAGCCCUGGCCGACAAACAAGAGAUGGAAAGAGUUAAAAGAUUGACAUUGAACAUAUCGGAGCGUCAGGAAGAAGAGGAAUACAGUGCAGAGAGUGGGGGAGGCUCUGAGAGGAGUGGUAAUCCUAACAGAGGCAUGCACAGCCGACAGAAGUACCAACAUCCCAAGGGAGCCCCAGACGCAGACCUCAUAUUUGGACCGAAGAAAUUUAAAUAGAAUCCUUGUGACUUAAUAAUGCUAGAAGAGCAGAAUCUGUAAGGUCGUAUUUUGUAAUGGAGGAAUUGAUGUUGCAUUAGAUUGUUCGUGUCGUGCAACAGAGACUAUUACACAAGUUUUAUUAUAUAAUUAUUCAUGAACUCUAUAUGAUUUACAGACAGCGCGCCAGUUGAGUGAGUGGGGCCUUAUUCCCCGCUCGUGCCCGUGGUCUUAGAUGUUGAUUUUAAUAAUGACUGAUUCGAGUGCAUCAGGGUCCGUUCCGAGAUCUUUUGAUCGCCAAGCGAGAGAAAUAGCGAUGAUAAAAAAAAAAUAUUUAUUUUUUUUAAAUUUUGACCCAUUACCAAGCACCACCAAUGUUAAACUUAAAGUAUUUUUGUGAAUUUAUCGACACACUCACGAUAGUGGUGGUAACAUUCGCGCGAUAUCUGAAAAUGAAAUGAUGAAAACAUUGACUCGUUGAAUAUUUGAAUUAUGGUUUAUAAGUGCACAUCUAUGAUUGUUGUUACAAUUGUGAUAAACUAAUGAUAAAUACAUAUCCACCACGGCCAGUUUAAGAUAAUAUCUUCUGUUCGAACAAUUUAUUGAGUUCAGCUAUUCAUAAGUCAUUAGUUUGAUAUUUGGCUGGCUAUAGACGAUUAAAAUAAACUAUACUCGUAUAAUUAGAUCGUUAACAGUCAACGUCCUAUACUUGUACCCUUUACCAGUCUAUUUGAUAUAACUAGUGUCCUGUAUCUCUCAUAUUACAAUUAAUACUAGCUAAAUGAAAUUUUAAACUAUGAACUUAACUACAAUGAUUUUAAUUUACUACAAAUACAAUUCAAGUGUUAUUUUUUAUAUUAAAAUAUGUAUUUAACAGUAGGUACGUCUCGCCACGUUAGUUGUUCAUUUAUAGUUCGUGUAUAGUGACAUAUGAGCGACAAAUGUUUUAUUAAACAAUUAGGAUGAUCUGAUAAUAAAUUACUUGAAUAAAGGGUUGUUUCACAAUA